AUGUUACAAACGUUGUCAACAACAACAAAUACUCAUUACUAUCACACCACUGAAUUACCUUUUGUUGAUGAUAUUAUUUAUGAAAUUCUUCACUUUCUAGAUUCCAUCACCAUCAUCGGAACGUGUAUGAGAAUAUCAAAAUCAUGGAGAGAAAUUUCAUUCAAAAUUCCAUUAACCUUAAAGUUUGGUGCCACCACGGAUGAACACUCAUUUCGCAAAUCAGAGAAUGUGAAUUCAAAUCUUGUGGAACGAAUUUCGAAAAGUGAAUGUUUGAAAAAUUUAACAUCCCUAACUUUUUCGUACAAUCGAAUGGGUGCAAAAAGUGUCAAAUUCAUUGCCAACAGUGAACAUUUGAGAAAUUUAACUUGCUUACAAUUAAAUUAUAAUCAAAUGGAGUCGGAUGGUGCUACAUGGAUUGUGAAGAGUGAAAAUGUAAAGAAUCUCACAUUGUUAGAUGUUUCACUCAACACUAUUGGUUCUAUAGGUGCUGCUUCUAUUGCAAAUAGUUCAAACUUGAAACAUUUAAUUUCUUUAAACUUGUCGUUCAAUCAAAUUGAUGAAGAAGGAGCUUAUUCCAUUGCAAAUAGUGAAAAUUUACAAAAUUUAACAUGGUUGGAUUUGAAACAUAAUGAACUUGGUUCAAAAGGAGUUCAUUAUAUUGCAAAUAGUCCAUACUUGAAGAAUUUAACCACACUGAAUUUGUGUGGCACUUGUAUGGAAUCAGAGGGUGCUUUCUUUUUGGCAAAUAGUCAAAAUUUGAUGAGCUUGACAAGUUUGGAUAUAUCUCGAAAUCGAAUUGGUUCAAACGGUAUCCAAUUUAUUGCUAAUAGUGACACGUUGAAGAAUUUAACUUCACUACAUUCUGUUCACAAUCAAAUUGAUUCCAAAGGUGUCAAAUCGAUGGCAGAAAGCGAAAAUUUAAAACAUUUAACAUUGUUAGAUUUAAAUGACAAUGAAAUUGAAUCGGAAGGAGCUUACUUUAUUGCAACUAGCCAAUAUCUGAAGCAUUUAACUUGUUUAAACUUGAAUACCAAUGGAAUUGGUUUAGAAGGAAUCAAAUUCAUGGCUGAAAGUGAAAAUUCCCAACACUUCACUUUAUUAGAUUUAUCUUGCAAUAGAAUUGGCUCAAAAGGUGUCCAUCACAUUGCCAACAGUCCAUACAUGAACAAUUUAAAAUCAUUAAGCUUGAGUUCCAAUCAAAUAUUCUCAGAAGGAGCUCAAUCUAUUGCGAAUAGUCCAUACUUGACCAAGCUAACGUUUCUAGAUUUGAAUGGAAAUGGUAUUGGCUCUCAUGGUAUGAAUGUUAUUAAGAAUAGUGAACAUUUGAAACAUUUAACAAUGGUCAAGUUUUAA
Naegleria lovaniensis is the source of this 1353-nucleotide messenger RNA. RefSeq lists its product as uncharacterized. Gene Ontology annotation, molecular function: GTPase activator activity; small GTPase binding. The record is from RefSeq and is a predicted model, not a curated record. Lineage: Eukaryota; Heterolobosea; Eutetramitea; Acrasida; Naegleriidae. Gene Ontology annotation, cellular component: cytosol; nucleus; perinuclear region of cytoplasm. Gene Ontology annotation, biological process: nucleocytoplasmic transport; activation of GTPase activity. The transcript has a single exon. Bases 1 to 1353 code for a protein of 450 amino acids.